AUUCCUGUGGUAACGGAUCCCAGUCCUCACGGCCAAUAUGGCGUUUUUUUUGCAAGUAGAGAUGUGAUAAUUUUCUGGUAAUAUUUUGCCAUUUAUUGUUUAAAAUGCUGCUUUUAUUGCUUUAAAAUCUUCACUCAAUAGUGCAUUACAGGUUACUGGAUGCUGCCUUUGCUUGAAACUAUUGAUGCCUUGUCAAAAUUGUGCGUAAACUCCUAAAAAAAACAUUAACUUACAAGCAUGGAGAUAGACGAAGAGUCGAGAUUCACUACAAAGAGUAUUGUAUCUCCCAGCCUAGACAAGAUAGAGCCUGCUACAUAUCCGAUGGACGAAGAUUAUGGAGAGAUGGGAAGCUGUGGAGAAACUUCUAUAAAAGAGACAGAAGGGAUUAUUCGAGAUUCUAGUGAAGAGAUGACUUUGCCAAAUGCACAAUGCGAUACUGAAAAAGAAUUGAUUGUAUAUGACCAUAGUGAAAACAUAACUUUAACAAAUACACAAGGUGAAAACACAACUUUAAAAAAUACACAAGGAGAUGUUGAAAAAGAAAAACACUUCGAGAGUGAAACUGCUUGUACUGAGGAGAUUGGUGACACUGUGGCAGUGAUUGAUAAUGAUUUAGUAAAUAAACAAUAUGCAGUCAACUAUAAGAGACUUAGUACAUCAGAUCUACCUGUUCAACUUACAGGAGCAUGGAGGGAGUUUGAGCAGCGGCCUGACAACUUCCUCAAAGGAUGUAAAUGGUCACCAGAUGGCUCAUGUUUGUUGACCAACAGUGAUGAUAACUCUCUCAGGAUUUUCAACCUUCCCUCUGAGCUUUACACCAUUGGAGCAGACUCCUCUCAGCUGACAGAAAUGUCAGCAGUACUCCAUAUGCAAGAAGGUGAGACAGUCUAUGACUAUUGCUGGUACCCCUACAUGACAUCAAUGGAUCCUGCCACUUGCUGCCUCUUGAGUUCCUGUAGAGACCACCCUAUCCACAUGUGGGACGCCUUCACAGGAAAGCUAAGAUGUUCAUACAAGGCAUUUGAUAAUAUGGAUGAAAUAACCUCUGCCACCAGUGUUUCCUUCAAUCUUGAUGGCAGCAAGAUUUACUCUGGGUUUAACAAGAUGGUGCGCGUGUUUGACACCAACCGGCCAGGCAGAGAAUGCGAGGAGCGGCCAACAGUUGUUAAAAAGAAUGGCCAAUCUGGCCUCAUCUCUUGUAUUGCCUUUUGUCCCGAUCACUCUGGUCUCUAUGCACUGGGUUCAUACUCGAAAUCAGUUGGCAUUUACAGUGAUUCAGAUGGGGAGCUCCUCUGUCUACUGCAGGGGCAGGUGGGUGGGGUCACACAUGUGCUUUUCUCUCCUGAUGGCUCCAAGCUUUAUAGUGGGGGAAGAAAGGAUGAAGAAAUUCUGUGCUGGGAUAUUCGAAACCCAGGAGUAAUCCUCUGCAGACUAGUUCGCUCAGUUACCACAAACCAGCGUAUCUACUUUGACUUGGACAUGUCUGGGCGUUACCUAGUGUCAGGAGGUGGCAACGGCACAGUUACAUGUUGGGACACACUUGCUCCACCAAUUACAGAUGAUGUUAGUCCUGACCCACUCCUCCCACAGUUGGUCUCAUUUAUGGCCCAUGGUGACUGUGUCAAUGGAGUAAGCUUCCAUCCCACUCUGCCAUUACUUGCUAGUACAUCAGGACAGAGGAGAUUUUCUGACAUUGAUGAUGACAGCAGUGAUGAAGAAUGCACUGACAAAAAUAAACACCUUUCUCAAGACUUCUCUGUCAGGAUAUGGAGCUUGUGAUCUGUUGUUUAAGGAUAGUAAA
Nematostella vectensis (starlet sea anemone) is the source of this 1801-nucleotide messenger RNA. Its product is annotated as telomerase Cajal body protein 1. Gene Ontology annotation, biological process: Cajal body organization. Gene Ontology annotation, cellular component: Cajal body. The record is from RefSeq and is a predicted model, not a curated record. Lineage: Eukaryota; Metazoa; Cnidaria; Anthozoa; Actiniaria; Edwardsiidae. The transcript has 10 exons. Gene Ontology annotation, molecular function: RNA binding; protein binding. The coding region runs from base 238 to 1779 and encodes 513 amino acids.